UCAAAACAGAGCUUUUCGGAGAAAGGCUGAAAGUUCGUCAUCUGGUCGUUAAAAGCACCUUUGGAGCUUUUUUUUGCGUUCUCGCUAUACUAAGUUCGCUUCAAGAAUUAGUCUUGUGAGUAAUUCCAGUGAUAAGUUUUGAGAAUCGUAAUAUCAAUUAACUUAAAAGCUACCCACCGAAUAACUGAUGGAUCUCACUCUCUUUGUUUUUCGUCUUCCUUUUUACUUUUGAUCAGGAACAGAGCAAUGACCGUCUCAAAUCGUCGCUACGCCGAUCAGCCGUUCAAAAGUAUUGGAGCCAAGCUUGUGCCAUUCUUCAAAACAGUCGCGAUCUAUUUUUUGCUGUUUAUCCCAGUCGAUCGACCAUCCCACUUUGCAUCACUCAUAAAAUGUCUUCCCAUCAUCAGCCUCAUUGGCUUCGUACUCCUCCAUCAACUGAGCCUCAGUCAUUCUUAGUUUACUUUUGCUUCCGGGAUUGGACGGUAUUCUAACCAUUGGUGUUCCUAUCUACUCCUUCAUUCUCGUGACCAUGACAUGGAGAGCAGUUGCGCAAGUUCAAUUUAAUGAGGACCUCUGGACUUGGGCAAAAGUAUGUUCCUGCAUUGGAGGAGUUUUAUUUAUGAUCUCAGAUCUCCUAAUCGGUAUUCAUUAUUUCUACAGGCCUAUUCCAUUUUCUCAGGUGCUCAUUAUGUCGACUUACUAUGUUGCUCAACUCGGGAUAGCACUAAGUGUGGUUGACUCAAGAGCAGAUGCUCCCGCACUGUUGGAGUCAAGCAAGCAUGACUGAAUUUUAAUCUUCAAACUGUUCCCAAAUCUCUUCCUUCUGUAGAAAAUUCAAUUCCAGCACAUAUUUCAAACCUCCAGUACACCAGUCCCCCUCAGGUUCUAGCUCCUUUAACAAAAGUAAACUUUAUUCGUAAUUCCUUGAAUUACAGAAAGUACAAUUUUUAUUUUUUGAUUUGUAUCUUUCGACAGCGUGCCAAGUCUGAGCAAAAUCUAAAAGAAACUAAAUCCAUCCAA
Messenger RNA from Bemisia tabaci, 1020 nucleotides. NCBI's taxonomy places the organism in Eukaryota, Metazoa, Arthropoda, Insecta, Hemiptera, Aleyrodidae. The record is from RefSeq and is a predicted model, not a curated record.